Staurois parvus is the source of this 696-nucleotide messenger RNA. Lineage: Eukaryota; Metazoa; Chordata; Amphibia; Anura; Ranidae. The record is from the annotation of a GenBank genome assembly.
AUGGGGCCCCCUACUGACCCCGGGCCCUCGGGCAGUGCCCGAGUUUCCAAAUGGUCAGUCUGCCCCUGGUGCCACCUGUCAGUGUCCAUCAGUGCCAGCGUUCAGAGCUCAUCCAUGCCCCCUGCCAGUGCCCAUCAAUGCCACAUAUCAGUGCCUAUCUGAGCUGCCUUUCAGUGUCACCCAUCAGUGCCAGUCAGUGCCACCUAUCAAUGCCAGUCAGUGCCACUUAUCAGUGCUGCCAAUCAGUGCCACAUAUCAGUGCCAGUCAGUGCCGCCUAUCAGUGUGCAUCAGUGCCGCCUAUUGGUGCCCAUCAGUGCUGCCUAUCAGUGCCGCCUAACAGUGCCAGUCAGUGCCACCUAACAGUGCCAGUCAGUGCCGCCUAUCAGUGCUGGUCAGUGCCACCUAUCAGUGCCACCUAUCAGUGCCAUAUAUGAGUGCUGCUUUUCAGUGCCCAUCAGUGAUGCCUGUCAAUGCCCAUCAGUGCCACUUACCAGUGCCUCCUCAUCAGUGCCCAUCAGCGCCACCUAUCAGUGUCCAUCAGUGCAGCCUAUCAGUGCCCAUCACUACAGCCUCAUUAGCGCACAUCAGUGAAGGAGAAAAAUCACUUAUUUACAAAAUUUUAUAAACAAAAACUAAGAAAAAACUUUUUUUUUUUUAAAUUUUCAGUGGUUUUUGGUUUGUUUAAGAAAAAAUAA